Molecule: messenger RNA, 1071 nt
Organism: Penicillium bovifimosum
Lineage: Eukaryota; Fungi; Ascomycota; Eurotiomycetes; Eurotiales; Aspergillaceae
Product: phosphotransferase family protein
Exons: 1
Coding region: 1-1071 (356 amino acids)
Source: RefSeq, a predicted model, not a curated record
AUGGACUUCGAUAAUCUCGCGAAAGAGCAGUCAGAUCGAGUUUAUCUAGUGUGGAUCCAGAAUCUACUCAGAAACGUACCAGAGGAGUUGGCAGGCAAGCUUGCUUCCCAGCAUUAUCCUGGCACGCCUGUAACGGCUUCCCGGCUUCGAAAUGGGGCUUUUAACAUUUGCUAUCGAGUCACUUACGACAAUGGUCAUCGCGUUGUGGUUCGCUUUACAGCCCUUGGCCGAGCCAUCGCUCGUAAUGAGAAAGUUGAGGACGAGGUCUCAAUAAUGAAUUAUGUUGCUCAGCACACCACGAUUCCCGUUCCAAAGGUCUUAGGACAUGGCAAAUGUGCGGUUGGCCCGUACAUUGUGAUGUCAUUUAUCGAAGGAGAUACAUUGAGCGGUUACCUCAGGGAUCCGUUGCAGGAGACAGCCACAUUGAGUUCAAAGAUCUCGAUGUCUGUCUUGAAGAGAGCUUAUUUCGGCAUGGCUGAAGUGCUGCUAGAACUGUCGAAGCCUGAAUUUCCGUACAUCGGAGCUAUCAGAAAGGACGAGUCAGGGGUUUGGACUGUGCCAAAGCGUCCACUCACUUUCAACAUGAAUCGGCUUGCUCAAUUCUCCAAUAUCCCACACAGUGUCUUCGGUCAACAACAUUUCAGCACCGCGGCGGAUUAUUUUGAGGAGCUCGCUCAGCAGCAUUUCUAUCAUCUUGAAUUCCAACGUAAUGAUGCAAUUGCAGACAGAGCCGACUGCCGGAAGAAAUACGUCGCACGCUGUCUUUUCCGCAAGCUUUCACGUGAGGUAUCAAAAGCUCAUUGCAGUGGCCCUUUCCGACUCUAUUGCGAUGACCUUCACCCUGACAAUGUCCUCGUUGAUGCAUCAAAGCUUGUUGUCUCCGGGGUGGUCGAUUGGGAGUUUACCUAUGCUGCUCCUGUUGAAUUUACAUAUGCUGCUCCUUGGUGGCUCUUACUGCAGCGCCCCGAGAACUGGGAUGACGAUCUCGAACAAUUUUUGGCGCGCUUUAUGCCAAGAUUUUUGAGAUACUUCAGGAUUGCGAGGCAAGAAAAACCAAGGACGGAUCCUUGA